Molecule: messenger RNA, 462 nt
Organism: Saccharomyces paradoxus
Lineage: Eukaryota; Fungi; Ascomycota; Saccharomycetes; Saccharomycetales; Saccharomycetaceae
Gene: HCH1
Product: Hch1p
Exons: 1
Coding region: 1-462 (153 amino acids)
Biological process (GO): positive regulation of ATP-dependent activity; protein folding
Cellular component (GO): cytosol
Molecular function (GO): protein-folding chaperone binding; ATPase activator activity
Source: RefSeq, a predicted model, not a curated record
AUGGUUGUCUUGAAUCCAAACAACUGGCACUGGGUGGAUAAAAACACCUUACCUUGGUCUAAGGACUACUUGAAUGGUAAAUUAACGAGUUUAUCCACUGUUUCCUCUGAUGGGAAGAGCAUAAUCGAGUUAACUCAAGUGAGUAGCAUCACUGGUGACUCUAACGUAUCUCAAAGGAAAGGCAAGCCGAUUUGCUACUUUGAUUUACAGUUAUCGAUGAACGUCAAAGUGACAAAUUUAGAUACUAAUAAGGACAACGAAGACGAUGACGGCAUACUUGCGGACGGGAAACUAGAAAUUCCAGAGUUUAUGCAUGAUGAAUCUGAUUUCCCAAUUUUGUCGCAAGGUUUUGAUGCGUUCGAUGGAUUGGUUAGAUCUGAAUUUGUCCCUAAAGUAGUGGAGACGCUACUAAAAUACCAAGAUGACUUGAUUGAAGAACACUCAAAGGAUAUACAAAUUUGA